UCCUGGUCCAGCUGUUUUCUGCUGUUAGUGUCGGUGUCGCUUCAGCUUCUGUCCAGGCUCUCCAAAUUAAGCAUGAAGUGUGUGAGCAGUGCAGACGGAGUCUUCCAUUAUGUUCUGGGGGAGCUGUCUUAUGAUGACUUUGACAAAUCAGGGAGAAUAAGCAUGUGGAAGCUGUCGAAACUGGUGGAAGGAGCCCGCCGUGCAAGAAACCAAUCUGUCGGUCCCCACUGGGGAGAAUUGGACAUGCUGGUAUUCAUGCGGUCCCAAUACUUUCAGAUUCACCCAGCCUUCCACAAUGUCAAGCUCACGCAAAACCACUCUGUGGAGCUGACUUGUACCAUGAGUCACCUUGGGCAGACAUCGUAUUGUUUAGAGUGCAAAGUGUGGGAUCUGACCGUGAACAAGCUCUUGGCCACCGUCAGCACCCACGCCGUGUUCAUUUCACAGCAGACGCGCCGCCCUAUUCCUGUGGCAGCCGAGGCAAUGCGGUUGUCCAAGACAGUACCCUCGAGCGAAAAGAGGCCCAUUUCUGGGCCCCAGUUUCCAGCACGGCCUGUCCGGUGCUUCAGCCAGACCAGAGCCGUCAUGCCUAGUGACACGGAUUCCAAUCAGCAUCUCAAUCAAGCCAUGUUCAUUCGCUUCUGCUUCGACUGUGCCGGCUCUGCUGCCUUGCAAGGAAAGCUAUCCGCCUUUAGGAAUGACGUCCUCUACGCUGACGCCAAAAGGCUGUGGAUCUUGUACAUACGCGAGGCCAGGGUCGGUGAGAAGUUGACCCUGUUCUGUUGGGAAGACAGUGAUCUGAAUCGAACCAUUUGGGUUGAAAUAUGUCUAGAAUUCCAGGUUAUUGGCCAGUGUCAGAUACAAUUUUAUGAAGGCCUCUGGUGCACAAAUUCUGAAGGUGACCAUGACAAAGGGUCACCUUUAGCAAAAUUGUGAAUGUGUGAGAGGACUAAAAAAUUCUGCCGCACUGAAAAGGCAUUAGCAGAAAUAUUGUUGCUCUAAUUUGAUGUAUUUGAAUGUGAUAUGUUUAAUUUGCAAUUUCUACUUUUUUCAGUUCUCAUCUUUUGAUGGCAUAAUGUCUUUUUAAGUCCACUUUAAAACAAGACAAAUUAUAGUUUUUAUCUGAAAUAUUAAUUAUGGAGUAUCAAGUUCAGUACUGCUUUAUUUGAUUAAAUGUGAAAAGAAAGUGGUUUGGCAAAAUCAGUCCAUUUUGCCAAUUUUGAGGAAAACAUUGAAAUGCAAAACAAUGGCAAAUUUGAGUCACAAUAAUUGUCCGAAAAAGCCGAAGCGUACAAUACGGGCGAUUCACAAUAGUGCACCUCCAAGAGUUUGCCAACGUGUUGGCCAAUCACGAUGCAUGAAAUC
Messenger RNA from Acanthaster planci (crown-of-thorns starfish), 1365 nucleotides. RefSeq lists its product as uncharacterized. The record is from RefSeq and is a predicted model, not a curated record. NCBI's taxonomy places the organism in Eukaryota, Metazoa, Echinodermata, Asteroidea, Valvatida, Acanthasteridae.